Messenger RNA from Bathycoccus prasinos, 981 nucleotides. RefSeq lists its product with no specific name. The coding region runs from base 1 to 981 and encodes 326 amino acids. The record is from RefSeq and is a predicted model, not a curated record. Lineage: Eukaryota; Viridiplantae; Chlorophyta; Mamiellophyceae; Mamiellales; Bathycoccaceae. The transcript has a single exon.
AUGAGCGGUCACGCGAGAGCCUUAUUAGCAGAUCUCGGUAAAGGCGUGAAAGUGGAAACCGGAGAAAUCAUUUUCAUCUGCUUCGGCGUUAUUUUAUUCGUCGGCAUAAUGAUCGGCGUCGGAUGUUGCUUAGCCGAUGCCGCUCAACACAGACGAAGGAAAUUGACCUUCCCGGGCGCGGAAGAUUACGUCUCGCACGGACGCAUGUCGGUGAGAAAAUGGAUCAAAACAAUCAGUGCACCAGAUAUGAUUGCAGAGCAAUACGAUAUUGCCUACGCGGGAGGGGAAUUACCGAAAGAUCGGUACCAACGAUUAGCGUUGCCGAUGUACGCGGAUGGCGGGAAGAAGUUUGACGCGUGCGCGUUGCCGAAGAAGUGGCUGGCGCCGCUCGGCGCGCCGUUGCGUAAACUUUAUUUGUGUUUCUUUUGGAACGAUAUAUGUAAGGUUAUGUACAAGGAUUGCUAUUGGGGAACGAAAAGAUUGAGAGAUUGGAAUCAAGAAACGGAAGCGAACGAGGAAACGCCGGCGAGAUGGUUGGGCGAGUGCAAGCCGUGUUGCUACGCCGCGGAUUCGUUCAACUCGUGCGCGAACUGGAUGUGCUGCGGGUGCUGCGGGAUGGAGUGUAAAACGUUGCAAGAUUCGACGACGAACUGCGUCAAGUCGCUUGGGGAUCCGAACUGUUGCGUGAUUGAGGAUGGGAAGGUGACCGGAACACCAAACAUGCCGACGAUACCGUCGUGUAAGGUGAACAACUGUGGAGGUUGCGAGGGGUGCAAUGUGUCGUGCGCGAAACCAGAAGAAACAAUGAUAGCACCGGGGGAGAAUGAUUCUCCGGAAGCGCACGCGGCGUAUAACGCCUACUUGGAGAAAGCUGCGAAAGUGAAUUCGGAGAAGAAAGCGGCAGAGGCGAAGGAAAGAGCGAAGAAGGCUAUCCAAGCCGCUUCGAUGAAAGCGCAGAUGGAGGAGGAGAGAAGCUCGUAA